This is a messenger RNA of Phlebotomus argentipes, 2410 nucleotides long. RefSeq names its product rab11 family-interacting protein 1 (gene Rip11). NCBI's taxonomy places the organism in Eukaryota, Metazoa, Arthropoda, Insecta, Diptera, Psychodidae. The transcript is spliced from 5 exons. Gene Ontology annotation, cellular component: intracellular membrane-bounded organelle. Gene Ontology annotation, molecular function: small GTPase binding. The coding region runs from base 256 to 1896 and encodes 546 amino acids. The record is from RefSeq and is a predicted model, not a curated record. Gene Ontology annotation, biological process: regulated exocytosis.
UUCCAGCGAGCCGCAAGCCGGGUUGGCGCUGUCUUCAUCAUGUCACUAUUUUACCUUCCAUUCAGCGCAGUGUCGGACGUGUUCUUGUGUUUUCAUUUCCUCAUUUUACCUCCUGUUAUCGCUCUUUUCUACAGUUUUUCCUCUCAAAUCAAACCCCAUUAUUCAUGUUAUCGCCACGAUAAGGCGGCGAAGAAGUUGCAAAGAGUGGAAAAAGGUUGAUUUCGUGUGUGUUUUCCUCCCCAUUUGUGUGCUGCAAUGUGGAGCCCGACCCAUAUUCAGGUGACAGUGCUCAAGGCGCGUGGGCUUCUGAUAAAGGGCAAGAACGGGACCAACAAUUGCUUCGUGACCAUUGCGCUGGGCAAGGAGAAAUAUCAGACUUCCGUGAAGGAUAAAGCUGAGCAGAAUGUGGAUUGGCACGAGGAGUGUGAAUUGGCGAUUCCGGAGAAGGGAAAUCGCGCCGAGUUGAUUCUCACGAGUUUGCAUCGGAACAACUUUGGGAUGGAUGAGUUCUUGGGUCAAGUGGCGUUGCCGCUGAGUGAGAUGGAUGCGUAUGAGAGGCCGCGAUCGCGAUGGUUCAAGUUGACCAGCAAGCCGGGCAAGGAGAACAAGAAGGAGCGCGGAGAGUUGGAGGUGAGAAUCUCAUUCACUGUCAAGGCGGGCUCUUUGACGGAUCUCAGCAAGAAGGAGAAGCACAAAUCGUCGCUGGGACAGCUUGCGUCAAAUGCCGGCGGGAGUUUGUUGAGUCUGGGCACGCUGGAGAAGCGGAAGAAGCUGAAGAACUUCGCCAAAUCGCUGGGAUCGAAGGUGCAUCUGAGUGGGAAGUCGAAGAAGGAGAAGAAAGUCGUGGAUUCGGACUCAAUGUCGGGCAGUUUUUCCAGCAUUGGCACACCGGGCAGUGGGCAAUUUCAGCGGCGAUCGGGCCAGACGAUGGGAGACGCCGAUCCGGGGGUGAUUAGUGAGGAUGAGGAUGAGUUCACGUUCGAGAAUUUGUCACACAAGAGCUCGGGAAGCUCUCUAAACAUCAAAGGCUAUGCCGGGGCGAAUACGUCAGUGCAGCGCACGGAUUCCACCAAGACCAGCAGUCCGGCGGUGAGCGUGAAGAGUCAGCAGCGACCGGAGACACCGCCAGGAGAGGUGUUCAUCACAGUUCCACUGGAUGCCAAUCAGAAAUCAAUGACACUUCCAGCAAAGCCGCCGCGCGGCCUGGAGACGCCGCCCAAGAAGGAUGAGUGGGAGGAGAAGUUGUACGGCAAGUACAAGGAGAGCGGCAGCACGGAUUCGCUGAAGAGGCGCUCCUGGGAUCCGACAAAUCGUGUUCCGCUCACGGUGACCAGUGAAGAGGAGGAGGAGCCCAAGGUGGCCAAAGUGGAGGAAGUGGCCACGGCGCCGUCAUCGCCGGCGUUCAUGGAGAAGUCCCUGAAGGUGAAAGGCGAACACAAGCCACUGCCGCUGCCCAGGAGCAACACGAUGGAGGCGAUCAAUGAGAAGAGCUCAGAGGGCGGUGGCGGGAAGGUGAAGAGCGAGAAGGAGAACAGAUUCACAAAGAAGCUGAAGUACUUCCGUCGAGAGUUUGGGCAUCGUGGCCAGGAUGACAAGGACAAGGUGCAGCAAUUCAGCGAGAGAAUCAUCAUUGGACAUGAGAACGAAAUACUCCGCAACAGAGAUUCUAUUCACAGCGGUGAAGUGUCGAAGGAAGUCCUCCAGAAGUACGAUGGGAAGUCUAAGGAGGAAAUGAUGAAUUUGGCCCACUAUCUGGAGAGUGAGGUGAAACACCAGAAGCAGAGGGUGAAAGAACUGGAGGACUACCUGGACAAUUUACUCCUCCGCGUCAUGGAGACUCAGCCGAAGAUUCUACAAAAUCCCUACGUUAAAGUCAGUCCCACUAAAAGUGGAUGAAUUUCUACAAGAUUUUAUGGCAUCUUUUUUAUUCCAAUAACUAUUUUUAAAAUGUUGCAAACAAUAGAUUAUUGUAUGGACUUUCUAGACAUGAUCCAGGCAGGCUAAAGAAUUUUUAUAAUGCAACUGUGGGUGCCUUGCAAAUGUUGAGAAAUACUGAGCUGCUAUUUUAUACAUAUACAAUAUGAAAGAUAAAUCAAGGAACAUUUGAGAUCAUUGGAGAAUUAUAUGUUAUAUAUUUUUUAUACUUCAAUAUCGUGAAAAGCAAGACAAUUGUCACGAGAGGAAGAGUGUCUUGUGAAUGCAUCAUGUUCUGUCCUUUUACCAACUAAUUGAUGUUAAUUUAGGCGAUUGGCGAAUGAUUGGAGAGACGAAAAGCGAUCAGUUUCUAUUUAUUAACGUUAUAAGUUAUACUAGAGAUGAUUUAGAUGAGAUAACAGUGGCGAUGGGUUGAUAAAUUAUUAUUGAUAUAAACUUUUUAAUCAGUGAUAAAUAAAAAAAACACUUCUCAAAU